Molecule: messenger RNA, 1232 nt
Organism: Cryptomeria japonica (Japanese cedar)
Lineage: Eukaryota; Viridiplantae; Streptophyta; Pinopsida; Cupressales; Cupressaceae
Product: probable 3-beta-hydroxysteroid-Delta(8),Delta(7)-isomerase
Exons: 4
Coding region: 300-956 (218 amino acids)
Biological process (GO): sterol biosynthetic process
Cellular component (GO): endoplasmic reticulum; membrane
Molecular function (GO): C-8 sterol isomerase activity; steroid Delta-isomerase activity; cholestenol delta-isomerase activity
Source: RefSeq, a predicted model, not a curated record
AAAAAACCUACCCAAUGGGGCUUUCAAACUUUAGGUCCCGACUUCAAACAUGCGUAUUUACUUACUUAUCCGGAAAAAAUUCAUUGCAUCUGAUGCUGCUACCGAAGAUUUAGCAUUUAAAGACAUCCAUACCUAGACUGGAUCCGCGCUACUAUUAGAAGGACCCUUCGUAUUAUGUCUGUAGUUUCAAUUUAAUAUUCGAGGUUCUUGUUGUCAACGUUUAGGCUGGGUUUACGGUAAGAUGAUGUGAUCAGCUCAUCUGCUUUACUAGCCAAGUUCAAUUGAAAAUUUGGAUUGAAAUGGGUGAUGUGAUGAAGCAUCCAUAUAUUCCAGAGGAGCUUCAGCUUCCUGGCUAUGUUCCCAUUUUCUUCACCCGAGCUUACAUUGUGGGUGUCUAUGCGGCUGCCUCUUCUUUGCUUGUUUUAUUCACUUGGAUUUUAUCAGGAAGAUGCUCGAAGAUCACUACAAUUAACAGAGUUCUGAUGUGCUGGUGGGCAUUUACUGGCUUAACACAUAUUAUUCUGGAAGGGUAUUUUGUUUUUUCUCCAGAUUUUUACAAGCUCAAGUCUCCUGUUUACUUGGCUGAAGUUUGGAAAGAGUAUAGCAAGGGUGAUUCAAGAUAUGUAGCAAGGGAUUCUGCUGUAGUUACAGUAGAAGGAAUUACUGCUGUGUUAGUUGGUCCUGCAAGCCUUCUCGCUGUGUAUGCCAUAGGAGCAAGGAAGCCAUACAGUCACCUAAUUCAGUUUGCGGCUUCUUUGAGCCAACUUUAUGGUGAUGUAGUGUAUUUUGUCACAGCAUAUCUGGAAGGGGACAAUUUCUCUGCCAGCGGACAUUAUUAUUGGACUUAUUAUGUUCUGGCAAACAGCUUUUGGGUGGUAAUACCCAUGUUUAUUGCAGUAUCAUGCUGGAAAAAAAUAACUCGGGCAUUUUCAAGUGAGAAAACAAAAAAAAUCUAGUUUUUGUGUUCCAUCUAGAGCAUUGAUGGUGCUACAUUAUUGCUGAUUUUACCAAACUUUUGCAUUGAGAAGGGUGAGUUAAUUUAAAUGACAUUCUGUACCACUUACGAGUGGAAUCUUAUUUAUUGGUCAAAAAGCAUGUAUACUGAGGAAUUUUAAAAGUUGUCUUCCCUCUAGAAAGUCAUCAAUGCUGUGCCACUCCCCAUUUGCUCCAUGUUUUCAAUGUGCAAACUGACAAUUCUAGAUAUAAUAAAAUGGCAAUUUAGACCUUGCAAA